Prunus armeniaca (apricot) is the source of this 276-nucleotide messenger RNA. NCBI's taxonomy places the organism in Eukaryota, Viridiplantae, Streptophyta, Magnoliopsida, Rosales, Rosaceae. The record is from the annotation of a GenBank genome assembly.
AUGUCUAACCAAGUUGCAGCAGUUAAACGAGCCACAACAUGGAAGCAAGACCUGGAAAUCUCUUUGGGAUUUCUGGGUUAUGACUUUGUCCUCAAAGAGAAGCCCCCUCAAGCACUAGCUGCAGAUGCCUCCGCAGAAAUCAAAACUAAGUAUGCUAAAUGGGAAAAGGCAAACAAAAUGACCAUGUUGAUGAUGCAGAAAGCUAUGACACCAUCUAUAAAAGGAAGCAUCCCUAAUUCUGAGCAUGCCAAGCAGUUUUAUGAAGCCAUUGCAUAG